This is a messenger RNA of Knipowitschia caucasica, 510 nucleotides long. NCBI's taxonomy places the organism in Eukaryota, Metazoa, Chordata, Actinopteri, Gobiiformes, Gobiidae. The record is from the annotation of a GenBank genome assembly.
AUGGGUGACGGAGCUGCGGCUGGAGGGAACGGGCAAAGCAUCAUUCAUGAUGACCCCACUGUGAGCCACACAGACCAACGGCAUCAUGGGAGUCUCUCAGAAGCCUCCCCCUCUGACUCUACAGCCUCCCCCUCUGGCUUUACAGCUUCCCGCUCUGGCUUUACAGCCUCCCCUCUGACUCUACAGCCUCCGCCUCUGACUCAACAGCCUCCCCCUCUGACUCCAGCCUCCCCCUCUGACUCUACAGCCUCCCCCUCUGACUCUACAGCCUCCCCCUCUGACUCUACAGCCUCCCCCUCUGACUCUACAGCCUCCCCCUCUGACUCUACAGCCUCCCCCUCUGACUCUACAGCCUCCGCCUCUGACUCAACAGCCUCCCCCUCUUACUCAACAGCCUCCCCCUCUGACUCUACAGCCUCCCCCUCUGACUCUACACCCUACCCCUCUGACUCUACAGCCUCCCCCUCUGACUCUACAGCCUCCCCCUCUGACUCCAGCCUCCGCCCCUGA